UACGGCGUCCAGAGCCAAGUAAACAUUUCCGCUGCCGUCGCGAUGGAAUCAAACAAGGACGAAGCGGAACGGUGCAUAAAGAUUGCUCUCAAUGCACUCAGCAAAAACCAACCAGACAAAUCUAGGAGGUUUCUUGAGAAAGCACAACGCUUGUUUCCAACUGACCAAGCUAAAAAUAUAUUGGAGUCCCUCACACAGAACGGUAAACCUCCGAACGAAAAUAGUACUCCUAUGAACGGGGAUAGCUCUGGAGUGAGGAACCGCAGCCAUGGAAAUGAUUCUCAUGCGUCGGGGGAGAAUGCCACAGACGCAGCCAAACCAUACACUGCAGAUCAGCUGGAUGCUGUGAAAAAGAUCAAGAGUUGUAAAAAUUACUAUGAGAUUCUGGGAGUUGAAAAGGAUGCUGCAGAGGAGGAUCUAAAAAAGGCCUACAGAAAACUGGCUCUGAAAUUCCAUCCAGAUAAAAACCAUGCACCAGGAGCCACAGAAGCAUUUAAGGCUAUUGGUAAUGCGUAUGCUGUGCUGAGUAAUACAGAAAAACGUAAGCAGUAUGACCAAUAUGGAGAAGAGAGAGCCCAUCCAACCAGACAGAGGCAACAGCGCCAUGACUUUGAAGCAGACAUCUCACCUGAAGACCUCUUUAACAUGUUCUUUGGAGGAGGCUUUCCAUCAAGUAAUGUACAUGUUUACAGAAAUGGAAGAAUGCAUUUUGGCCAUCAGCAUAGGGGAGAGAGGAGAGAACAACCCCGGGAAGGAGGCCUGGCACUGUUUGUCCAGCUCAUGCCCAUCCUCAUACUCAUCGUCGUCUCUGCUCUCAGCCAAAUGAUGGUGUCCCAGCCUCCCUACAGCCUUAGCUACCGCCCGUCAGCUGGCCAUAUUCAUAACAGACACACGCCGCUCCUGAAAGUGCCUUAUUAUGUGGGUGAACGCUUCACAGAUGAAUACUCUGGAAACAACCUGAAGAAUGUAGAGAGAAGUGUGGAGGAAGACUACAUCUCCAACCUCAGAAACAAUUGUUGGAAGGAGAAGCAACAGAAGGAAGGCUUGCUGUAUCGUGCACGUUAUUUUGGAGACUCUGACUUAUAUCAAAGGGCUCAGAGGAUGGGCACUCCCAGCUGUUCCAGACUUUCGGAGAUCCAGGUCAUGCUACAUGGCUAGAAACCUUUGACACUGCAAUGGAUUUUUCGGUACUUGAAUUGAAUUUGAAGAAAUUAAUCAAUGAAGCUCUAUGGAAGCCCACAAACAAAUUGGAGAAUUUUGAUGCAGCUAGAGAAUCAGAAACGCCUUACACCUGGUGGGCUGCAGACACCUUCAGGGGACCCCUCUGCAGUGUUCUGUGGACUGACUUACUGUUGAACUGUGAGAUGGACUAGGAAACUGCUGAUGUUACACCUGUGUCUUCAGGCUGGCAGAAACCUAGUUGGUAUUGUGGUUGAAAUUAAAAGCAAACUUUGAAUGGAAUACAAAAGCUGCUAAACACAAGCUUUCUCUAUCCCUAUUCUUAUGUUUCAUGGAGAAACCUCAAGGCCUUCUUAUAGACAUCUGAGCCACUAAGAGGAAUGGAUUUUUUUAUAGUUCUACCACCUGUGUAAAUAUUUUACUUUUAACAAUGCAGGGCUAAAUUGAUUUAUCAAACUAAUGUCAUUCAGAAUUUAAUUUAAUGUACCCUGUGGAUUAGCUUGUAGCUUGUCAGGUUAUGGAGAUUAGAAAGUAUUGAAAAGAGAACGUAUUGCACAAAUGAAAAUAAAAUUGUAUUUAUUAAAAUUAAUUCCUGAA
Molecule: messenger RNA, 1776 nt
Organism: Osmerus eperlanus (European smelt)
Lineage: Eukaryota; Metazoa; Chordata; Actinopteri; Osmeriformes; Osmeridae
Gene: dnajb12a
Product: DnaJ heat shock protein family (Hsp40) member B12a
Exons: 9
Coding region: 43-1158 (371 amino acids)
Biological process (GO): cellular response to misfolded protein
Cellular component (GO): endoplasmic reticulum membrane
Molecular function (GO): Hsp70 protein binding
Source: RefSeq, a predicted model, not a curated record